AUGGGUAUUCAUUCGUACUUCCAUGGGUGUUCAACUGUACAACUUGCAGUACUGUUGGCUUUGGCUUGCUCAGUUGCCUUUGCCGCAGACCCGAACCCGCUGCAGGAUUUCUGCGUUGCUGUUAAUUCCACCAAUGAUGCUGUGUUCGUAAAUGGAAAAAUCUGCAAAGACCCGCAACUCGCAACAGCAGAUGACUUCUUCGCAUCCGGGAUCCAUAUGCCCAGGAACACCUCAAACCCGCUGGGCUCACUAGUCACCAUCUUCAACGACGACGUCGUUCCGGGGCUCAACACUCUCGGCGUCUCCAUAGCCCGCGUCGACUUCGCCCCCGGCGGCGUGAACCCGCCGCACUUCCACCCCCGCGCUUCCGAGAUCUUUGUGGUGACAGAGGGCACCCUCUACGCCGGCUUUGUCCCCUCCAACCCCGACCACCGUCUCUUCUCCAAGAUCCUCAACAAGGGAGACGCCUUUGUUUUUCCAAUGGGUCUCAUCCACUUCCAGCUCAAUCUCGGCAACACCAGCGCGGUGGCCAUGGCCAGCUUUGGCAGCCAAAAUGGGGGUAUCACCACCGUCGCAAAUACUAUCUUUGGUUCAAACUCGAGCAUUGACCCUGACGUCCUCACCAAGGCCUUUCAACUGGACGAGGACGCCGUUGAACGUCUUCAAAACCUUACGUGGUUUUCCAACGCUCUCUAA
Messenger RNA from Malania oleifera, 696 nucleotides. RefSeq names its product germin-like protein subfamily 1 member 11. The record is from RefSeq and is a predicted model, not a curated record. The coding region runs from base 1 to 696 and encodes 231 amino acids. Gene Ontology annotation, cellular component: cell wall. The transcript has 2 exons. NCBI's taxonomy places the organism in Eukaryota, Viridiplantae, Streptophyta, Magnoliopsida, Santalales, Ximeniaceae. Gene Ontology annotation, molecular function: manganese ion binding.